CUGUGAUGUAUCACAUGUGGCGGCCAAGGGGGCGGCGAAAUAGUUAUCAGGGGUUUUAUCAGCUUUGCUCGAUGACUGACGCGCAAAAUAAUAGGAAUACGCGCUUUGUCAACACUGACCGAGAUGAACGAUAUCUGAGCCGUCACGAAACAGGGGUUCCACUAACGGCGCCAAGCUUGCAGUGUUUACAAAAUUUGAGAAGCUCGCUCAAGCAACUGAAGAAGCAUCUAAGAUAGGCCGAAAUAAGACGCUUUGAGGACCGUCUCUGGAAAGCUGCACGAAGUUUGACCAUGGGGGAAUAUAACCUUGAAAUAAGCGAAGGGAAGUCCUCGGUGUCAGCCAGCACCAAGCGCAAAUUGUAUAUCAUCCUUAGCGUUUGCUGUGUGGUUAUCCUAGUAGGGUUAGCCCUGGUUAUUGUAGGAGGCGUUAGGCUGAACAAGACUUGCACAAAGGCAAGUGUCGGCGAAAGGCAGUCGGGAUCUUGUGGGUAUUCCACUCAGGCGGCAAGGGCUGGUUUGGACAAACUUCUAGACGAAGUCAAAUCGACUUACUACAAAAUGAACCCAAACAACAUUGCAUAUGACCCGGACGUCUCAUCUGAGGACUUUAAAAGUAUUUUCAGCCCUUAUAACUGCCAUCCCGAUGCCAUCAAGAGACGUACAGACACGGCUCGCAUGCUGUACGACAAGGCAAUUCGCCUAGAGGGAGAGGUGAAGCAGGAGGAGCUCCAGCCACGUGAGGUAAAGGCACUCUCACAACUCAAGCACUUCCUUCAAAGCAACUUCGGCGCUCCUUACGAUGAGAACUACUACGCGGGUGAUUGGCUGCUUGGGCCCAACCUGUUUUGCUGGCAAGCUAUUUGUUACGUGGGUAGCGACAUCAUGUCUCAUUUUAACCUCAAGUCUUACGGCUUCAAGCCGAAGAGCUUGUCGGACGUUGAGUUUGUUAUCGAUCACUUAAAGCAACUCAAUGACUCUCUAAUGCAGUACAUUGAGAAUAUGAGGUAUGGGGUCAAGGCGGGCUAUGUUCGCUCUCAAGAGGAGUGCAAAGCGGGACUGCUGUCAUUCCAGACCAAGUAUAAAGUUGUGGCGAGGUUAGGCGAGAGAGGAAUACUCAACUCUACAACUACAAAAGAUAUGCGAAAUCCAAUAUGGUACCAGUCUCUCACGGCCGACGCUCGAAAGGACUGGGGCGACAAACAUCCUGGCCAGAGCGUGGAGGCUGGAGUCCAGGAAUCACUCGUGAAGUAUGUGGGAAGACCGCUGGUCAAAGUAAUGGAAUACUUGGAGAACGAGCACGCGAGACACUGUGUUCCUAGUAAUAUAUCAAGUGGCCUGGCAACCCUACCGCUAGACUUCAUCUACGACAUCGGUACAAGCACAGGAGUGAAGACAACCAAGGUACUGCCCAAUGGAGAUAAACUAGACGGCAGAAAAGCAUACAAGAUGAUCCUCCCUUACUUUACAACAACCGACAUGAGUCCUGACGAGAUUCAUCAGCUGGGAUGGGACAUGCUGGGCAAGCUUUACCCUGAAGCCGUGCGGAUAGCACAGGAAAUCACCGAGUUGAGCGAUGAAGAAGCCGCUGUGAAAGAGUUCAAGGGAAUUCUCGAGAACCAGACCAUGUUCUUUAACGAUCAGGCGUUCCCCGCUAACGAAUCGGACAAAGAGGCGUUCCUUAAAUGCAACUCGAUGGAAAGCGCGCGUCAGUACUGCCCCACGAGAUACGCGUCCAUGCGUAGGUGGUUUGACUACGUUAACGGUGUUCUGAGUGCCCUUGUCGCCAAGCUCCCCUACCGCAUGUUCUACUACACCGGCGACAAGCGGAGUACGCCUAACUGCCCCGUGCUACUAGUCGCCAACUUUAACCCUGCCACGGGAUCUCAGAGCUAUAGCGGCGCUGGCAUCACCUGCGGACGCGCAUGUCACUACCGCUUGCCAUUCUUUCUCAAGGACUACGGGCCCAAGUAUAACGCGUGGUCCGUUGCCGCGCAUGAAGCGAGGCCUGGGCACCACACACAGGUCCAGGGGUUCAGCGAGCUGUUCAGUGACAAAUGCGGCGGUGUGAUUGGUUGGUUGAAUGGCAUCAGUUACUAUACAGCCUUCACCGAGGGAUGGGCCCUGUACGCCGAGAAUCCUCUUAUCAACAGCGAGACAGACACGUACAGCGACCAGCCUCUCCAGAAAUACGGCAUGCUAAAGUGGCAGAUAUGGCGCGCUCUGAGGCUUAUCAUGGACACGGGCCUGCAUUACAAAGGCAUGAAGCGUGACGAGGCGUUAGAGCUGUUUGCGAAGUAUGCUUGGGACCGUACAGACAAGGCUAUCAAGGACGUUACUCGCUACCAGAGCGACCCAGGCCAAGCCACCGCUUACAUGAUCGGUCAGCUGGCGAUAUGGCGCUACCGCAAUCACACGGAACAGCGGCUUCAAGAAGAAAACAAGAUGUUCAAUGAGAAAGAGUUCCACUUUCAGGUGCUAUCCCAAGGAGCCUCCCCGCUCAGUUACUUGGAAAGCCAUCUGCAGAAAUACACCGAAUGCCUUAUCACCAAGAGUUCUGGGUGUGACAGUAUUCUCAACCCUCCGUUCAGCCCUGCUUCCUAUGACGAGACCAUUGAAAGUUCCGUUCGCAAGCAAACAAGCUCCUUUGCCUUCUAUGACAAAAGCGAAGAGGAGACCUUUGCUGAUCUUGAGUCGGAUUGGCACGAGGGACUCGGGAAACCACGGAAUCCCCGUCAUCAUCCAGAAAGCCAUGACUGAGUGACGAUAACUAGGACAACCAAAACGCGUUUUUUUCUACUAGAAAAUUAUUUUAUUUUUGAACAAAGGAUUUUACAUACCGUUCCGCCUGGGUCUUUAUUAUUGUUCAUAAGAAAAUAUUGUAUCUGGAGUGAAAUUGAACCACUUACUGGUUAAAAGUACUAUGUGGAUAAAAUAAACUUUAUUUUCGAG
This is a messenger RNA of Nematostella vectensis (starlet sea anemone), 2948 nucleotides long. RefSeq lists its product as uncharacterized. The record is from RefSeq and is a predicted model, not a curated record. The coding region runs from base 291 to 2756 and encodes 821 amino acids. NCBI's taxonomy places the organism in Eukaryota, Metazoa, Cnidaria, Anthozoa, Actiniaria, Edwardsiidae. The transcript is spliced from 8 exons.